This is a messenger RNA of Brassica oleracea var. oleracea, 2261 nucleotides long. RefSeq names its product probable NOT transcription complex subunit VIP2. The record is from RefSeq and is a predicted model, not a curated record. The transcript is spliced from 14 exons. Gene Ontology annotation, biological process: regulation of DNA-templated transcription; nuclear-transcribed mRNA poly(A) tail shortening. Lineage: Eukaryota; Viridiplantae; Streptophyta; Magnoliopsida; Brassicales; Brassicaceae. Gene Ontology annotation, cellular component: CCR4-NOT core complex; P-body. Bases 252 to 2084 code for a protein of 610 amino acids.
UACUAUAAUUCUAAAUCUUGCUCAUUCUCCUCCUUUCUAUAUCCGUUUUUCGAUUUAGGGUACCAAAUCUCUGCGAUCAAAAUCUCCGAUUCGCCGCACAAUAAAUCUUGUUCCGAUCCUCAAAUCCUUCCUUCGAUUCAUCUCCACUGUUCGCGAAUCCGGCAGUGUUAUCCUCUCCCUCCUCCUUUUUUGUACUAUUGUUCUCGUCACCGAAUGAUAUUUUGUCUCGCGUGAUUUUUUCAGCUCGUGCAAUGUCAAACCUUCAUUCAUCUCUUAAUGGUUCAGCUUCAAAUUUGCCAGAUGGGUCAGGCAGAUCCUUUGCUGGUUCCUAUUCGGGACAAUCUGGUGCACCUUCUCCUGGUUUUCAUUCUGGAAACCUUCAGGGACUUCAUAACCUUCAUGGGAGUUAUAACCUUCAAGGUACACUCUCAUCAAGAAACUCCAGUAUGAAUAGUAUCCCAUCCCCCGGUGUACAACAACCUAAUGUGAGUUUUUCCACUGGAAGAUUUGCUUCUAGUAACCUAUCCGUUCCUCUCUCUCAGUUAUCUCAUAAUAGCUCACAUGGGCACUCGGGAAUCCCGAAUAGAGGAGGGAUUAAUGUUGGCAACCCUGGUUUUAGUAGUAACGCUAAUGGAGGCGCCGGUUCUAUUCCUGGGAUUCUCUCCACUUCUCCAGGACUUGGUAACCGGAAUAGUGUUCCGAUGGGGAUGUCCCAGCUGUUGGGAAACGCUGGUCCUCGGAUAACGACGAAUUCAAUGGGGAACAUGGUUGGUGGAGGUAACUUGAGGAAUAUCAGCUCUGGUGGAUUGUCUAUGCCUGGCCUUUCGACGUCACGACUAAAUUUGGGAGCUAAUAGCGGGUCAGGGUUAGGCGUUCAGGGCCAGAACCGCAUGAUGGGUGGACUUCCUCAAGGAUCACAGGUCAUGUCUAUGCUGGGGAAUUCCUACCAUACUGGCGGCGGCCAACUUUCGCAGAACCAUCUUCAGUCAGUUAACAAUAUGAUGCUCGGUGAUCACUCUAACGACAGUUCACUUUUUGACAUCAAUAAUGAUUUCCCCCAGCUGACAAGUCGUCCUGGUUCUGCUGGUGGCACUCAAGGACAACUCGGUUCUUUGAGGAAACAAGGUUUAGGAGUCCCGCUUGCCCAACAAAAUCAGGAGUUCCGCAUUCAAAAUGAGGACUUUCCAGCCCUACCUGGUUAUAAAGGUGGUAGUUCUGAUUAUCCAAUGGACAUGCAUCAGAAAGAACAACUCCAUGACAAUGCUAUGUCUAUGAUGCACUCUCAAAACUUUCCUAUGGCUAGAUCUGGUGGUUUCAACUUGGGGGAAUCAUAUUCAUCACACCGUCCACAACAACAGCCACAACAUACUUCAUCUACUGGUGGGCUACAAGGUCUUGGCUUGAGACCUCUAAACUCGCCCAACGCAGUUUCAAGCAACGGUUAUGACCAGCUUAUUCAGCAGUAUCAGCAGCAGAGACAGAACCAAUCCCAGUUCCCCGUGCAACAAAUGUCAUCCAUGAACCAAUUUAGAGACUCUGAGUUGAAAGCGGCACAAGCGGAGGCAGAUCCUUUCUGCUUGCUUGGCUUGCUGGAGGUACUAAACGGGAGCAACCCUGAGUUGACAUCUCUUGCUCUUGGCAUCGACUUAACGACGCUAGGGUUGGAUUUGAACUCAACUGGAAAACUUUACAAGACCUUUGCUUCCCCUUGGACCAAUGAACCGGCGAAGACCGAGGUCGAGUUCACAGUACCAAGUUGUUACUACGCCACACCACCUCCUCCGUUAACUCGAGCAAGUUUCAAAAAGUUCUCGUAUGAGUUAUUGUUCUACACAUUUUACAGUAUGCCAAAAGACGAAGCACAGCUAUACGCAGCAGAUGAACUUUAUGAAAGAGGUUGGUUUUACCACAAGGAACUGAGAUUAUGGUUCUUCAGAGUUGGGGAGCCUUUGGUAAGAACAGCUGCAUAUGAAAGAGGAACAUACGAGUGCCUCGAUCCAAACUCGUUCAAAACAGUCAGAAAGGAACAUUUUGUUGUCCAGUACGAGCACAUGGAAAAGAGACCAAGCUUGCUGCAGCAUUGACUUCAAGUAGGUUUGUUCAAUUAUUAGCACCUUUACAAUGUAAAGCUUUGUUCUCUUUUUUUCAUGCAAGCUCCUUCCAUUAUUUAGGAACCAAAACCAUCUUCACAAUUUUCAAUUUUCAAUUUUCAAUUUUCAACCGCAGAAGACUGCCAUAUAAGAUUAUAUUUUAAUUUUCUU